AGGCGCGGAGCUGUGGCAGGAGGGAGGCGGCCGGCCGAGGCUGAGUCUGCGUUCGGAGCGCCGCCGCUGCCGCGUUGACUGCUCUGGGCUGCGGCUCCGGCAUGAGGCUCCGGCGCUCGGUCCGCCUCAGUGGGCAGCCCCGGCGCUGAGCGAGGCGGGUGACAGCAGCAGUCGCCGGGGCUCCAUGUGCCUGCGCAGGGGAAGCCGCUGCAGGAAGCUUGCCGCCCGGUCCUCGCCAGAGAGCCCAUCGAGAGGAGGUGGAAUGACAACUCCGUGAAGGGAAUUCCUCGCCAUCUCUUCCUCCCACUGUCAUGCUUCGUCUCUCGCCUCCUACGGUGGAAUUUUCCCUGGGAAAGAGAUCUCCAAAUGAGCAUCCUUCUUGCUAGACUUGGAUGCGCAAACUCUUAGCCUGGGACUUGCCGUGGCUGGUCUGGGGUUGAUAUAUUUCUCCUCGACAUGGCUUCCGUGUGGAAGAGGCUGCAGCGCGUGGGGAAACAUGCCUCCAAGUUCCAAUUUGUGGCCUCUUAUCAGGAGUUGAUGGUCGAAUGCACAAAGAAAUGGCUCACAGCUGGCAACCAGGAAUAAAAAAUCCAUACCGUGGGGUAGUGGUUUGGCCGGUCCCCGAAAACAUAGAAAUCACUGUGACACUUUUUAAGGAUCCCCACGCUGAGGAAUUUGAGGACAAAGAAUGGACAUUUGUCAUAGAAAAUGAGUCUCCUUCCGGACGCCGAAAAGCCCUCGCCACCAGCAGUAUCAACAUGAAGCAAUACGCGAGCCCCAUGCCGACGCAGACCGACGUCAAGCUAAAAUUCAGGCCUUUGUCCAAGAAAGUUGUCUCGGCCACCUUGCAGUUCUCUUUAUCCUGCAUUUUUCUGAGGGAAGGAAAAGCAACGGACGAAGACAUGCAAAGUCUUGCAAGUCUGAUGAGCAUGAAGCAAGCAGACAUUGGGAAUUUAGACGAUUUUGAGGAAGAUAAUGAAGACGAUGAAGAAAAUAGAGUGAAUCAGGAGGAAAAAGCCGCAAAAAUCACAGAAAUUGUAAACCAGUUGAAUGCUCUGAGCAGCUUAGACGAAGAGCAAGAGGACUGCCCAAAACAUAUGCUUUCCACUAAAUCAGCCAGUUCCUCUGAAGAGCUUAUCAACAAGCUUAAUUUCCUGGACGAAGAGGAUCAAGGCAUGACCGAUCCCUGCUCAAACUCAUUCCUAGAUCCCAGUAGAACGGAACUGAACCCUUUUGGAGACUUUGACAUGGAAGAACCCAAUGUCAAGACGGCAUCCUCGUCAAAACAGGAAGAGUCAUAUUACGGCGAUGACGAUGAUGAAUAUAACCCCUUUAAAGAUGAGGAACUCGUUGAGUAUGUGAACCCUUUUGACGAACCAGACCCCGAACCUGAGACUCUAGCGCCCGUCAAGGAUUUUCCUCCCCAGCCAGCAAAAAGAAAAAAUGUACGUCCUGUGGACAUGAGCAAAUACCUCUACGCUGACACAUCAAAAAACGACGAUGAAGAAUUAGAUGAAUCAAACCCAUUUUAUGAACCAAAAUCAAGCUCUGCUUUAAAUAAUCAAGUUACUUCGCUGCAAGAAACAGAGAGGAGGAUGAAGAGAAAAGCUCCCGAGCCGCCGGUCCUCUCUCCAAAGACAGAAGCGGAAACAAGUGAGAACGCGCCAGCUAUUCACGCCAUGAAAGAACUUUCCUCUUCUCCUAAGCCAAGCCCAAUACCAAGUCCUGUUUUGGGGAGGAAGCCAAAUGCCAGUCAGUCAUUGCUUGCUUGGUGCAAAGAAGUUACAAAAAACUACAGGGGAGUGAAAAUCACAAAUUUCACUACGUCCUGGCGGAAUGGAUUAUCUUUCUGUGCAAUAUUACACCACUUUAGGCCGGAUUUGAUUGAUUACAAGUCCCUGAAUCCUCAAGAUAUUAAAGAGAACAACAAAAAGGCCUACGAUGGAUUUGCCAGUAUAGGAAUAUCCCGGCUGCUCGAACCUUCUGACAUGGUUUUAUUAGCAAUCCCUGACAAACUGACUGUGAUGACCUAUCUGUAUCAAAUACGGGCACAUUUCAGCGGUCAGGAGUUAAAUGUGGUUCAGAUUGAGGAGAACAGUAGCAAAAGCACGUACAAAGUGGGCAACUACGAAACGGACCCAAACAGUUCUGUCGACCAGGAAAAGUUUUACGCAGAACUCAGUGAACUGAAGCGGGAGCCGGAAGCUCAACAGCCUGAAGAGUGCUUGGCGGACUUUGUUCUUCAUGAGGAAUCGGUAUUUAUAAACGACGACGGAGUCGGGGAGUCAGAAAUGGAUCGCCAGGCACCGGAAGUCUACCUUAGCCCAAGCAUGGCUCCCCCUUCCUCUCACAGGACUACAAGCGAUGUAGAGCAACAAAAAACAAAACAGAGCUCGGGAAGGAUUUCUGGAUUCGAGGAAGCCCGGAAAAGCAGUACGGUACAAGCACAGCAGCCUCUGUUAGGAAGGAAGAAGUUGCUGAAAGCAGACACUUUAGAGCUGAGUGAUUUGGCACAGGACAGCCAUCCAAAGACAGAUGCUUUUCCAUUGACUUCUCGGGAGGAUGCUGACCAGCAAGGACCCCGGAAUUCAGAGAGUACCAUUCAUUCUGCACUAGAAAAACAGAGCCUUAAAGAGGACAUGAAAUCUGAUUCCAAAUCGCAUUUGGGGAAAACGAGCGUAGACGUGGGAGAGAAGCCGGGAUACACCUGCAGUAGGGAGGCAGAGGUGGAUAAAAAGCCCCAGGUCUCUCAGAGAAAAAUGGAGGCGGAUUCCGAGCUUGACACCAAAACAGCUGUCAAUCAGAUUGAUCAGGCCUCAAAAAUUGCACAGCAACGAAUGUUAUCGAGACAAGAAGAACUCAAAGAACGGGCAAGAGUCCUCCUGGAACAAGCCAGAAGAGACGCAGCUCUGAAGGCGGGGAACAGGCAGCUCUUCAACGCAACCCCCCUGGGCCGCUCGAAGCAACUGACCGACCAGCAAGAUGAAGAGCGGCGUCGGCAGCUAAGAGAGAGAGCUCGUCAGCUAAUAGCAGAAGCCCGAUCUGGAGUGAAGAUGUCAGAACUUCCUAGCUACAGUGAAAUGGCUGCAGAAAAGUUGAAAGAAAGGUCAAAGGCAUCUGGAGAUGAGGAUGGGAAUGAUAAUGCCGAGAUAGUUACUAAUGAGGAGAUUCCUGAAUGUGCUCUUACCAGCGACGAAGAUCAACAUACUAACCUAGAAAAUGACCUUGAUUCUGAUGCUGACCAGAAUAGCAAGUUGGUGGAUUUGAAGCUGAAGAAGCUCACAGAAGCUCAGCCCCAGGUGGCAAAUUCUGUCCCUGGCACCGCUCCAAAGUCGGUUAUUGAUAGCCCAGACCAGGAGUUUAAGAACGAGACGGAAGACCAUCGUGCCGAGCGACUACAAAAAGCAACAGAACGUUUUAGAAAUCCUGUUAUGUUCAGCAAGGACUCCACGGUCAGAAAAACUCAGCUCCAGUCAUUCAGCCAGUUUGUUGAAAACAGACCAGAGAUGAAAAGGCAGAGAUCAAUACAGGAAGAUACAAAGAGAGCAAAUGAGGAGAAGGCAGCGAUAACUGAAACUCAGAGGAAGCCAUCAGAAGAUGAAGUGCUUAAUAAAGGGUUCAAAGACACCAGUCAGUAUGUUGUGGGAGAAUUGGCAGCACUAGAGAAUGAGCAGAAGCAAAUUGACACCCGUGCCGCGCUGGUGGAGAAGCGCCUUCGCUAUCUCAUGGACACAGGGAGAAACACUGAAGAAGAAGAAGCCAUGAUGCAGGAAUGGUUCAUGCUGGUCAAUAAGAAAAAUGCCUUAAUAAGGAGGAUGAAUCAGCUCUCUUUGUUGGAGAAAGAACAUGACCUAGAAAGGCGGUACGAACUGCUGAACCGGGAGUUAAGAGCAAUGCUUGCUAUUGAAGACUGGCAAAAGACCGAAGCCCAAAAAAGGCGAGAGCAGCUUUUGCUAGACGAACUUGUUAUUCUGGUUAAUAAACGUGAUGCGCUAGUCAGAGACUUAGAUGCUCAAGAAAAACAGGCUGAAGAGGAGGAUGAACAUUUGGAAAGGACUCUUGAGCAAAACAAAGGAAAGAUGGCCAAGAAAGAAGAGAAGUGCGUCCUUCAGUAACCGACUUCACAGGGGGCACUGUCAUGUUUUAUAACCUAACCCUUGAUGCAGUUUGGAAAUAGAGGCGCCAAGACUGGGGAAUGAAAACAUAACCAUAAAUAGUACACUUUGGAAAAUGUUAAACCUUCCAUUUCGGUAGACCAGCUAUACCUGGGAUUAUUUCAUUACUAUUACCACCCCUUUUCCAUUUAAGCAAUAUUAUUUCAAACUAGGAUUUACUUGUGAGUGUAGACAUAAUUUUAAAAAUUAUUUUAAAGAAAUGUGUAUUGUGGUAACAUCAGAGAUGUUUACAGCAGGCGGGGUGGGGGGGUGUCAAAUUUUUUUUUAAUAAUACCAUUGUGUAAAGGAAGAACAAAGACAAUUACUCUGAUUUUUUUUUCAUCUAGUCCUGCCAUGUGUAAUAUUUAAUAUGCUUCCUAAAAUUUUAUAGCUAGAUCAUACUCAGACUGUUUAUUAAAAUGUGCUAUUUUACUGAUGUUUAUUUCAGCAAUGGUUUUACAUUUUGAUUAUAAGUAUUAAUUAUAAAGCUUUUUUGGGUUUGCUCGUAAGAGGGCAGGUUUUUAACCUUGCAAGAGCUCUUGUUGAUCUAAAGAAGUUUUUGUCCCAUGAGUCUAACUGAGGUGUGAUCAGUUUACAGAGAAAAAAAAGUUUCUUCUUUGGAGGCAAUCCAUACUUUUUUUAAAAAACAGAAAAUUAUUUAUUUACCUCCUAAGUUUAGUUCCCGGUUCUCCAUGCUCUUGUACCUCUGCAGUUUGGCUCCACAAUGCUGUUAAUAUUUAUUCUGUAUCCAUCAGGAGUCUCUCUUGCCAUGGUUUCUAAAAUUCCCUUGCAAGGUAAUAUUUCCUUCUGUAGCGUUCUGCUCUUUUUUUUCCUUUUCCUUUUUUUGGGGUGGGAACUGUUACCUUUUAUUUAUUACAAUACUGAGUCAUGUAUAAAUUUUCAAUAAAGUGGAUCUUUCUUACCAUUA
Messenger RNA from Sphaerodactylus townsendi, 5082 nucleotides. RefSeq names its product EH domain binding protein 1 (gene EHBP1). The coding region runs from base 546 to 4115 and encodes 1189 amino acids. The transcript has 24 exons. The record is from RefSeq and is a predicted model, not a curated record. Gene Ontology annotation, molecular function: protein binding. Lineage: Eukaryota; Metazoa; Chordata; Lepidosauria; Squamata; Sphaerodactylidae.